AUGAUUUUAAAUAUGCCAACAAACAUUGGUAAUACAAAUCCUACAUUGGAUUCGUCGGGACACGGUCUGUCGUGCGAAUACAAUUUCUUGAAACGUAAACUUGAUAACGAGGACACAAUGCCAAAUCUACAACAACAAAUCAGCACGAAUGACAUAAAUGCAACAACAAUAAUGUACCAGGACACAACAAAUAAUAAUAGCAUUUGGAAAAAACGUCACUUGGAAGAUGAAAUCACACAAUCCACAAAUACAGCACAAAAUUGUUAUAAUGAAAAUGAUUAUAGCACAAGUAACAAUCUAAAUGAAACAUAUGAGACCGGGAAUGGCCUACUAAACACAGAUACAAAUGGAAUUCAAAACAGUGCCGAUAUGACAUUCAGUUUGAUCAGUAACUCAUUUAUAAAUGAUCUUUUCGCCUAUGAUGCCAAUUUAAUUGUGCCAGUUUCAGUAUCUCCCGCUGCUAUUCCAAAUGAUAACACUAAUAAUUCCAAUAUGUGUGCUACUUCAGCAGCAGCAACAUAUAGCACGCCCACAAAUGUAUGUGCCAGUAAUAGUUUUGAUGAUGGCACAAACUGGCAGGCUACGGAUUUACUAGAACUUGACCAUCGUUACAAUUCCGGUCUGCAAACCGACAUAACACAUUUGAAUCCAACAGUUCCAUUAAAAGAUGUGACACAGGCUACAAUACCGUUAUCCAGUCCACAAACGGAACUUCAACAACAACAACAACCACAGCAACAACAUCAACAACGAAUUGAUUCAACUUUUCUAGUGCCACAAAAACAAUAUUCCAGACCUCAAGCCACAGCGCAUAUGAAAUACCGUCAGCAGCAAAAUUUAUCUCAAGCGGAAAUCAACAAUAAAAAUGACACCGAAACAGAUUUCGAGGAUAAAAAUUUAUCGUGGCUUUUGAAUUUUAAGUUUGAUGAGUUACCACAUCUCUCACCGGAUCUUAAUUCAAAUUCCCAAAGUAUUAUUAAUGCUAAUAACUCAAACAGUUGCAAAACAAAAAGUUCAUCUCCCUCAAUAAGUCAAAGCGAGUGCUCACGUUCUCCAAAAUCGAAAGUAGGAAAAAAAUUUGAAGAACUUGUACUGGAAGCCACCUCAGAAAUGGAUGCUAAUGAUUUAGUAGUUUCUGAACAUGUUACCAUUGAAGAUUCUUCUUUUAGAACGCCAAAGAAACCACCAUUCACAUACACCGAACUCAUCGAAUACGCCCUCGAGGACAAGGGUGAAUUAACAGUCUCUGGAAUUUAUCAGUGGAUAUCUGAUCGAUUUCCUUAUUAUAAAUCAAAUGAUGACCGUUGGAAAAACUCGGUAAGGCAUAAUCUUUCUAUAAAUCCACAUUUUCGCAAAGGUUCUAAGGCACCACAAGGAGCCGGACAUCUCUGGACAAUUUCAAGUGGUGACUCAGCUGAAAAUAUUCUAGCAUGGGAGCAUAAAAAACAACGUUUGGAUUUGUUCUUUAAAAUGGAGAGCAUGAAUCGUGAACGUAUAGAACAGCAUCAAAAGCAACUUCUGGAACAACAGAAACAGAAACAACAGUGUACGUCAACAAAUGAUAAUUGUCUGCAUGAACAACCAUGCACAUAUGAUGAAGCAGCUACUGCGGCAGCAACAAUCACACAAGAGAUGCUACAUCACGCUGAGUCUAUAGAGAACUGUGCCACAAGUGUCGAAAACAAGAACCUCAAUAAUAAUCAUAUGCAAAUUGUACGAGAAUUACCUUUCAACGACCUAAUGUGUGAGGAUGAAUUACGCAAAUCCGCUGGUCAAAUAUUAAAUGGAAUACAUCGAGAAGUAGAAGUGCAACCUGUGAAUGCGCUUAUUAGCACUUAUCACGACGCAUUACUAGACAAUGAUUAUCUCAAUCCUGUACAGAAAAAUGUGCCUAUUAAUGGAGAGCAGUCAAGAAGUGUCAAUCAUAUACAAAACUAUAACGCCUCAUCUCAAUACUAUAUCACAGAAAUUGAUCCAAUUGAGUUGGGCAUUCAAGACGAAACGGCUGCUGUACUCUUUAAUGACGACUUCAAUCUAAACUACUUUAGUUAUAAUCCCAAUAAUGAUAUAGUGGCUUGACCGGAUCAAGCUGUUGCAGCAACAACAACAAUCACAACAACAGCAACUGCAGUCAUUAGUAAAUCACUUACAGCAAUAGAAUCAAAUUCAGCUCAGGGGCGCAUUCAACAAGAGAGAGAACCACCAU
Messenger RNA from Teleopsis dalmanni, 2206 nucleotides. RefSeq lists its product as uncharacterized. Gene Ontology annotation, molecular function: cis-regulatory region sequence-specific DNA binding; DNA-binding transcription factor activity. Lineage: Eukaryota; Metazoa; Arthropoda; Insecta; Diptera; Diopsidae. The transcript is spliced from 5 exons. The record is from RefSeq and is a predicted model, not a curated record. Gene Ontology annotation, cellular component: nucleus. Gene Ontology annotation, biological process: regulation of DNA-templated transcription. Bases 1 to 2079 code for a protein of 692 amino acids.